Messenger RNA from Phragmites australis (common reed), 2631 nucleotides. Its product is annotated as casein kinase 1-like protein HD16. NCBI's taxonomy places the organism in Eukaryota, Viridiplantae, Streptophyta, Magnoliopsida, Poales, Poaceae. The record is from RefSeq and is a predicted model, not a curated record. Gene Ontology annotation, cellular component: cytoplasm; nucleus. Gene Ontology annotation, biological process: endocytosis; signal transduction; peptidyl-serine phosphorylation. Gene Ontology annotation, molecular function: protein serine/threonine kinase activity; ATP binding. The transcript is spliced from 17 exons. Bases 237 to 2357 code for a protein of 706 amino acids.
GCGAGGUGGCGCAGUCGUCCCCACAACCCAAACCCACGCGAGACGGGAGACGAGCAGCUCCACCGCCACAAUUCGUGCCUCCCCCUCCCAUCUCCGCCGCCCCCACGCCCGCACGGCUCCCGAGGCGGCGAAUCCGGCAUCCUCCUCCUUCGCGCCCGCCGCCGAUCGCCGAUUGCAUGUGGAGAUUGAAAGAGCUCUGAGGGCUGGGACGCCAACCUGAGUUUUAUGGGGAGAGGAUGCCAGAGCUGCGAAGCAGUACUCGUCAAGCACGCCUGAGGUCUAAGAAGCUCAACGACCUACAGCCAGAAGAGCCAGCUGUGAAACUGGUGUUGCCUGCUCCGCAGAGAGCAGGAAAGCGUGCUCCUACUCGUGCUGUCAGGGGCAGAAAGGCUGCUGCUGGGAGAAGAGUGCCACCGGUUCCAAAGCCUAAACAAAAGGGGGUCGAAGUUGUUGACUUAGAAGCUGAUCCAGCUUGUGAAGACCCCCCUAAAGCUGUAGCUGGACAGGCAGUUGUUGGUGCUGCGAAGAACCUUGCUUUGAACAAGGCAGCAGAAGCUGGUGUGAAUAAAGGUCCGAGAAUGGAUGGUGAAAGUGCUGAGAAGUUUGUUGGGGCUGAAGAUGAAUCAACAACCACGCCUGUCCCUGAGAGGGUUCAAGUAGGUAAUUCUCCAGAAUACAUAACUGACAGAAAAUUAGGUAAAGGUGGUUUUGGUCAGGUCUAUGUUGGUCGAAGGGUUUCUGGUGGAAAUGCUCGCACUGGUCCUGAUGCCUAUGAGGUAGCAUUGAAAUUUGAGCAUCGGAACAGUAAAGGAUGCAAUUAUGGCCCCCCAUACGAGUGGCAAGUUUAUCACACUCUCAAUGGUUGCUAUGGCAUACCAUCGGUCCACUACAAGGGUCGCCAGGGUGACUACUAUAUUCUUGUAAUGGAUAUGCUUGGUCCUAGCCUUUGGGAUGUGUGGAAUUCACUGGGGCAGUCGAUGUCUGCACAUAUGGCUGCUUGCAUUGCUGUAGAGGCCAUAUCAAUUCUUGAGAAGCUCCAUUCUAAAGGGUUUGUGCAUGGUGAUGUGAAACCAGAGAAUUUUCUGCUUGGUCAACCUGGAUCACCAGACGAUAAGAAGCUUUUCCUUAUAGAUCUUGGUUUAGCGUCGAAGUGGAGGGAAUCAGCUGGUCAACAUGUUGAUUAUGAUCAACGGCCUGAUAUCUUUAGGGGAACAAUUAGAUAUGCCAGUGUCCAUGCCCAUUUAGGGCGUACAGGUAGUAGGAGGGAUGAUUUGGAAUCACUGGCAUAUACCCUUAUUUUUCUACUAAGAGGAAGAUUGCCUUGGCAAGGCUACCAGGGAGAUACUAAGAGUUUCCUUGUUUGCAAGAAGAAAAUGGUUACUUCUCCAGAGAUGCUCUGUUGUUUCUGUCCAGCUCCAUUCAAACAGUUUCUUGAGAUUGUCACAAAUAUGAAAUUUGAUGAAGAGCCAAAUUACGCCAAACUUAUUUCUCUUUUUGAUGGUUUGAUUGAAGCACCUGCCUCAAGACCCAUCAGAAUUGACGGGGCUCUUAAGGUUGGGCAGAAACGUGGAAGAUUGCUUGUAAAUCUGGAAGAAGAUGAGCAACCUAAAAAGAAAGUUAGAUUAGGGAGCCCGGCAGCUCAAUGGAUUUCAGUUUACAAUGCCAGGAGGCCCAUGAAGCAGAGGUACCAUUACAAUGUGGCUGACUCAAGGCUUAGUCAGCAUAUAGAUAAGGGUAAUGAGGAUGGGCUGUACAUUAGUUGUGUGGCUUCCUCAGCAAAUCUUUGGGCUCUCAUUAUGGACGCAGGAACUGGUUUCUGUUCUCAAGUUUAUGAGCUCUCACCAGUUUUUCUGCACAAGGACUGGAUAAUGGAUCAGUGGGAGAAAAGUUAUUACAUUACAGCAAUUGCUGGAUCAACCAAUGGAAGUUCAUUGGUUGUAAUGUCCAAAGGAACUCCUUAUACUCAACAAUCAUACAAGGUUAGCGAAUCAUUCCCUUACAAGUGGAUCAAUAAAAAGUGGAAAGAAGGUUUUCAUGUGACAUCCAUGGCCACUGCUGGAAAUCGCUGGGGAGUUGUCAUGUCAAGGAACUCAGGCUAUUCUACUCAGGUUGUAGAGUUGGAUUUCCUGUAUCCAAGUGAAGGCAUCCAUCGUCGAUGGGAGACCGGUUACAGGAUUACUUCCACAGCGGCCACCAAUGAUCAAGCUGCUUUUAUCUUGAGCAUACCGAAACGGAAACCAAUGGACGAGACGCAAGAAACCCUUAGGACCUCUGCUUUUCCCAGCAACCAUGUCAAGGAGAAAUGGGCGAAGAAUCUAUACAUAGCCUCCAUUUGCUACGGGCGAACUGUCUGCUGACCGUGCAUAUGAAGUUGAAGCAAGGGCCAUUUCAGGAUUGUGCUAUGAGCGUUGAGGGAUGUGAGAUGGAAGAGAAAUCAAUACCCAUGAUAGGAUUAGCAGAUGCUACGGUAUGGUAUCCUAACGUAAUUGUAAAGAAUUGUUGCACCCAAUGCCGGCCGUGAGACCUUUCUCGCAUGAAGCGAAUGCAUUUCCGCAUCAAAUUCGCGUCUUUCGCCGGGAAUCUUAAAUUCUACCUGGAUAAUCAGUUGAGAUUGUGCGCAUGUUGUUGAUG